AUGAACGGAUCUUGCGCUUGUGGCGCUGUUCAGUUCACCACGCCCACCUCGAAACCCUUCAAGCUUUUCCACUGCCACUGUAUCGACUGCCGUAAGCAAUCAUCCAGCGCAUUCGGCACUUCGGCUAUAUUUCCCUACUUCCGAGUCGAUGACAACCCUUCUGUAUCCUCCUUCGUUAAGCACUGUGACUCUGGCAACAAGAAGCGCUGCUACUUUUGUAAAGGCUGUGGUAGCCGCAUCAUUCACGCAAACAUUGUGGAGGAUGGACACCCGAAGACGGUCUCGGUCAAGGGAGGAUUGCUUGAGGAUUUGGAUUGGACUGGGGCGGUACACAUCUGGUGCAAGAGAGCGGUUGUGCCAAUCCCUGAAGGGGUCGAAAGGUGGGAGGCUGAACCUAAGGAUAAGUAG
This is a messenger RNA of Cucurbitaria berberidis CBS 394.84, 408 nucleotides long. RefSeq lists its product as uncharacterized. The coding region runs from base 1 to 408 and encodes 135 amino acids. NCBI's taxonomy places the organism in Eukaryota, Fungi, Ascomycota, Dothideomycetes, Pleosporales, Cucurbitariaceae. Gene Ontology annotation, molecular function: carbon-sulfur lyase activity. The record is from RefSeq and is a predicted model, not a curated record. The transcript has a single exon.